Manihot esculenta (cassava) is the source of this 1980-nucleotide messenger RNA. RefSeq lists its product as uncharacterized. The coding region runs from base 1 to 1980 and encodes 659 amino acids. Lineage: Eukaryota; Viridiplantae; Streptophyta; Magnoliopsida; Malpighiales; Euphorbiaceae. The transcript is spliced from 5 exons. The record is from RefSeq and is a predicted model, not a curated record.
AUGGAAAUCCCUAAGCUUCCUGAAGUUUUUAAUCUUGAGUCAUAUAUCACUCCCUCUACCAUAACUAAGCUCAUUUCCCUGAGGUAUUUGGAUACUCCUCUUUACCUUAUCCGGGCCCCUCACCUAUUUCGGGAUAACCCCCCGGAUGCUGUCCCCAAAUUCUAUCUUGUUCAUGUGUUCCUUCGAAUCCAUCUGCCUGAGCUGGGGCUUUACGCCCACGGCGCGUCUGUUCGUGACCUUUUUCCGUCUUUCUCGGAGCUGAAGAAGGAAUCCGGCCGGUCGUGGGGGGUGGAGCUCGACUGGGAGGAUGUUUCUCUGGGUUGCAAUGACCUGCCCCAGCUGAGCCUCACCGAGCAGGUCGGGUACCUUCGGUUGACUUCCGUCGACAAGAAGUAUGAUGUAGAGAAGUGUAUGUUCGCCUGUAAUUUUAGGGAUAUCCAAGAUGCGGCUUCUGACGUCAAAAUGGACCAAAUUAAGCCCCCGAAGAACUUAGUUCUUUCUCGGGAAAGCAUGAACGCGGUGCUGGAUGCCCUCCGAGCUGGGCGACACGUGUCAGAGGCUACUGAGGAGGUGGCCCAGGUUAUUUCUUCCAGGACAGUUAGCCGACCUCCUGCUCUGACCUCUUCCCGAGCUCCUAAGUCGAGCUCCCGAGGAGCCAAGUCUUCCAGACCAUCCAGCCGCAGCAGAUCAAGCUCGGCCGUUCCAUCCUCCCAGGCUCUAGCAUCUAGACGAGUUUCAGUUCCAAGAGCGGAGGAGACUCCCCAGAUAGCCAUCGGGUUAGUUGAGGGCGUCGAGCUGGCGAAGAAAGAUUUGGCUGUGCCUUCUGGGGGUAUUUCUGAGGAGAUGCCUGGGACAUGCCUUGCCGACGUCAGUGGCCCCGGGGGCGAGAAAGAGACCAGCCCGGCAGGGGGAGAUAUUCGGGGGGAUGUUACUGAAGUUGCCCCUGUGAUUGAAGAAGGGGGGUCCGGUCCGGCUAAUGAUGAGGUCGUAGUGGAGGAGGUAGGAAGUAAGCGUCCUCCUCCUUCUGAAGAGCCUGCCCCUGCUCCUACUCGGAAGAAAUCCAGGGCUUCCAAGGGGUCGGCUCCAGCUCUCCCUCCUCUUGAGAAGAAAAAGGCAGCUCCAGCUCUCCCUCCUCUCGAGAAGGAGAAGGAUGUUCCCAUGGUGCCCCUGAUGUCUGCUUCUGACAACGACAUCUUAAACGCGGAGGACAUCACUCAUCAGUCUCCUGCGAGCAUAGUUGCCAAAAUCAUUAAGGGGCGGAUGUUUGGCGGCGUCACAGAGGCUUCAGACCCACGCUUGCUUGCCCUUACUGGUCUUCUAGCCAAUUCCACUAGGGAGCAGGCUGCAUUUCGGUCUCGACCUCGAGGGGAGCUUGGAGACACGAUCAGGGAAAUGCUCUUGAUGGUGAUGGGCCUCUUUAUGGAGGUGGAUGCUCGCGACCACUCUCUCCGGGAAUCUAUAGAUCGCCGGAUUGAGGAGGCACGCCUGGAGGAGAAUCUAUCUGCAACCAGUGAUGCUAGGGGCAACCUUGCGGCAGCUCGGGAGCAUUCCAAGUCUCUCCAGAUAGAGCUACACAUGUUCGUGUCUGGCUUCAAUCGAGGUUUAAGAGAGGCCAGACAGGCUCCUUCCACUCCGCUAGCGAAGCUCCAAGCUGCUGAGGUGGACUCUGAUGGCGAGGAUGUUCUCUACGGAGAGGAUGACCUGCCCUUGCCUAAGGGAACUUCUCAUACUUCAGCUGGGCCCUCGGAUAAGGACACUGAGCUAGGAGAAGAGGAUGAAAGGGCUGCCGAAGAUACCGGGCCUCCAGGGCUGGAGGUUGUACUUUAUGUGGGUGAUGGGGGAUCUGAGCAAGAGGGCGCCAGACCUCCCACAAGCGGUAAUGCAAAUGCUAGUAUAGAGAAUAACAAUGUAAAUAGUGAAACGCCUAGAAAUGUAAGUCCUUUGAUAACAAUCUUCCCUCCAAUAAUCUUAGAUGAUUAG